Messenger RNA from Knipowitschia caucasica, 3018 nucleotides. The record is from the annotation of a GenBank genome assembly. Lineage: Eukaryota; Metazoa; Chordata; Actinopteri; Gobiiformes; Gobiidae.
AUGCCUUUGUGGCUUUUCUUCUUAAACCCGUCAGACAAGAAAGAGACGCCCUCACAAACAAAAACUGGGGUUGGAGAGAUUAAUCCAAGCGACCCGCUGGAGGUGCCAAACAAAGACGUCAUGUCAGUGAGUGUUCAUGAGAACCGAAAGUCCCGCACCAGUACGGGGUCCAUGAACAUCUCACUGUUCCACAAGGCGUCCCACCCGGACAGUGUCCUGGCCCACCUGAACUCCAUGAGAAAACAGUGCAUGUUCACAGAUGUGACACUGUGGGCAGGGGACCGCUCCUUUCCAUGUCACAGAGCCGUGUUAGCCGCCUGCAGCCGCUACUUUGAAGCCAUGUUCAGUGGAGGGCUGCGGGAGAGUCUGGACAGUGAUGUGAAUUUCAGAGACAGUAUUCACCCGGAGGUUUUGGAGCUCCUGUUGGACUUUGCCUAUUCUUCUCGAGUCAUUAUUAAUGAGGAAAAUGCAGAGUCGUUAUUGGAGGCUGGAGAUAUGCUGCAGUUUCAUGACAUCCGUGAUGCUGCAGCAGAGUUUUUAGAGAAGAAUUUGCAUUCGUCCAAUUGUCUGGGGAUGAUGCUGUUAUCAGAUGCGCAUCAGUGCAAAAGGCUGUAUGAACUAUCGUGGAGGAUGUGCUUGGUCCACUAUGAGACGGUCCGAGAGUCUGAAGACUUCUACAGUCUGUCCAAAGACAAACUCUUAGAGCUGAUUCUCAGUGAUGAGUUGGAGAUUGAGGACGAACAGGUGGUGUUUAACUCUGUCAUGCGGUGGGUGCGCUAUGACCUGGAUGGGCGUCGGCAUUACCUCCCGGAGCUGCUGCGAGGCAUCAGACUGGCCCUGCUGCCCUCAGAGUGUCUGCUGGAGGCUGUGGCCUGUGAGGAGCUGGUGAUGGCUGACAAGAGGAGCAGAUCUAUUGUAGAAGAAGCCAUGCAGUGUAAGAAGAGAAUACUACAGAACGAUGGCGUCGUAACAAGUCCAUGUGCACGGCCACGCAAGGCGGGGCACACGCUGCUGAUACUGGGAGGACAGACUUUCAUGUGUGACAAAAUAUAUCAGAAAGUGCAGGCGGCUAGUUUGUCUGAUUCGAGCUAUAGCUUCAAAACGCCUUCAGGACCAGGACUGAACAUAGUGCUUGAGUCCGUGGUUGAGUCCGUGGUUGAGUCCGUGGUUGAGUCCGUGGUUGAGUCCGUGGUUGAGUCCGUGGUUGAGUCCGUGGUUGAGUCCGUGGUUGAGUCCGUGGUUGAGUCCGUGGUUGAGUCCGUGGUUGAGUCCGUGGUUGAGUCCGUGGUUGAGUCCGUGGUUGAGUCCGUGGUUGAGUCCGUGGUUGAGUCCGUGGUUGAGUCCGUGGUUGAGUCCGUGGUUGAGUCCGUGGUUGAGUCCGUGGUUGAGUCCGUGGUUGAGUCCGUGGUUGGGUCCGUGGUUGGGUCCGUGGUUGGGUCCGUGGUUGGGUCCGUGGUUGGGUCCGUGGUUGGGUCCGUGGUUGGGUCCGUGGUUGGGUCCGUGGUUGGGUCCGUGGUUGGGUCCGUGGUUGGGUCCGUGGUUGGGUCCGUGGUUGGGUCCGUGGUUGGGUCCGUGGUUGGGUCCGUGGUUGGGUCCGUGGCUGGGUCCGUGGCUGGGUCCGUGGCUGGGUCCGUGGCUGGGUCCGUGGCUGGGUCCGUGGCUGGGUCCGUGGCUGGGUCCGUGGCUGGGUCCGUGGCUGGGUCCGUGGCUGGGUCGUGGUGGGUCCGUGGCUGGGUCCGUGGCUGGGUCCGUGGCUGGGUCCGUGGUUGGGUCCGUGGUUGGGUCCGUGGCUGGGUCCGUGGCUGGGUCCGUGGCUGGGUCCGUGGCUGGGUCCGUGGCUGGGUCCGUGGCUGGGUCCGUGGCUGGGUCCGUGGUUGGGUCCGUGGUUGGGUCCGUGGUUGGGUCCGUGGUUGGGUCCGUGGUUGGGUCCGUGGUUGGGUCCGUGGUUGGGUCCGUGGUUGGGUCCGUGGUUGGGUCCGUGGUUGGGUCCGUGGUUGGGUCGAUCACAAAGCCAAGGAGAUAAUUCCCAAAGCAGACCUACCCAGUCCCAGGAAGGAGUUCAGCGCCUGCGCCAUCGGCUGCAAAGUCUACGUGACCGGAGGGAGAGGCUCUGAGAACGGCGUGUCCAAAGACGUGUGGAUCUAUGACACGGUCCAUGAGGAGUGGUCUAAAGGGGCACCGAUGUUGAUAGCCAGAUUUGGACAUGGUUCUGCCGAGUUGGAGAACAGUCUGUAUGUUGUAGGAGGACACACAGCAAUAGCAGGUGUAUUUCCUGCUUCUCCAUCUGUGUCAUUAAAACAGGUUGAAAGAUACGACCCGCUCAGUAAUAAAUGGACUAUGAUGGCUCCGCUGAGAGAUGGAGUGAGCAACGCGGCUGUGGUCAGUGCCAAACUCAAACUCUUUGUCUUUGGGGGAACCACAAUUCACAGAGACAAGGCUUCCAAGGUCCAGUGCUAUGACCCUGUGGGGAACCGGUGGACCAUCGCGGCUGAAUGCCCUCAGCCGUGGCGCUACACUGCGGCGGCGGUUUUGGGCAGUCAGAUUUUCAUCAUGGGAGGAGACACUGAAUUCACCGCUGCCUCUGCGUAUCGUUUUGACUGUGACACUAACCUGUGGAGCCGAGUGGGCGACAUGACGUCCAAACGCAUGAGCUGUCACGCCGUAGCUUCUGGAAAUAAACUCUACGUGCACAUGGAAACAUCUACCUGCCUAAAGCUAACGGCUACCGAACGUAGCAUUAAAGAUUCCUGCUGUCGUGGCGAGAGGACAAGCCCAGUGAAACGAAAGAUCGGCCGACGGAUUCCCUCACCGCUGCACAACUGUUUUUCUCCAGAGGCCAAAGACACACGGCGCUUCCAGGAUAAUGUGACGAACAAGCCGGCGAAUGACCCAGGGCUGAAAUAUUACUCUCCUCCCACUGCUGCAUCGAGGAGAAAAGAGAAGAAAUCAAUGUGCAGCUACGGCAGAAGGAUAGACCCCCGAAGUGACAUCCUUAUGUGUUUUAGGUCAUCACCGUGA